AUGGCCGAAAAACUUCCGUCCGAGAAGGUCGAGCAGGCCUCUCACGACGAGAAAGGGCGUACCCCAUCUGCGGGGCAUAUUGCGCUCGAAACGAUCAGGGACAAUAGCACGGCGAGGCUGGUCAAUCCUCUGGCCGGAAUUUCAAAAGACGAUCUGAUGCAUCAAGUCGAGCGCUUUGCCAUGGACAAGGACCUCCUCGACAUACUUCCUGUCCUGAAGAAAGGUGCCUAUGUCGCCCAGGAAGCAGUGCCGUUGGAAGAAAUCGAAGAACUCGACGUCGACGAGCUCGAGGCGCUCCAACUCGAAGUCAAGCACAGGUGGACUCAUCCAUUCGCUCUCUACGCCACCGUGUUUGUCUGCUCCAUCGGGGCGGCAGUACAGGGCUGGGACCAGACGGGGUCGAAUGGCGCUAAUCUGACGUUUCCGGUCGAGUUUGGCAUCGCAUCUGGCUCCAAUAGGGACUUUUGGUUGGUCGGCCUGGUGAACGCUGCUCCUUAUAUCUCCUCUGCUUUCCUUGGAUGCUGGCUGUCUGACCCGUUCAACAACCUUCUUGGCCGCCGUGGUGCGACUUUCCUCGCGGCCAUCUUCUGCAUUUUGACGCCGAUUGGGGGUGCGCUGUCGCAGAACUGGCAUCAACUACUUGUCACCAGGCUCCUGAUGGGGUUCGGAAUGGGUCUCAAAGCUGCGACAAUCCCCAUGUACGCUGCCGAGAACUCCCCCGCUGUCAUUCGAGGUGCCCUGGUCAUGGGGUGGCAGAUGUGGACGGCUUUCGGGAUAUUCCUCGGCUUUGCAGCCAACCUCGCCGUCUACCGAGUCGGGGAAAUCGCAUGGAGACUCCAGAUUGGAUCUGCCUUCAUCCCUGCGGUGCCACUCGCCCUUCUCGUCUACUUCUGUCCAGAGUCUCCUCGUUGGUUGAUGAAAAAGAACCGGUACAGGAAAGCGUUCGAGUCGCUCUGCCGUCUGAGGCGGCACAGAAUACAAGCUGCACGCGACCUCUACUACGUCCACGCUCAGCUGGUCAUUGAAUACGAGAUGGCGGCCGCGUCGACCUACCUCAUCCGACUGCGUGAGCUCGCCACGGUCCCUCGUAUUCGAAGAAGUGGUAUAGCAGCCCUGGUCGUGUUCAUGGGUCAGCAAUUCUGCGGAAUGAACAUCAUUGCCUUUUACUCGUCCACCGUCUUUGUUCAAGCUGGCGCCUCCGAGCACACGGCACUGCUGACGUCGUUGGGGUACGGGAUCGUCAACUUUGUCUUUGCCAUACCGGCAAUCUUUCUCAUUGAUAGGUUUGGUCGAAGAUCUCUCCUUCUCUCGACCUUCCCACACAUGGCCUGGACACUCCUUGCCGCCGGCUUCUGCUUCUACAUCCCCGAGUCCAGCAAGGCACACGUCGGCUUGAUCGCCCUGUUCAUCUACGCAUUCACCGCUCUCUACUCCGUCGGUCAAGGACCUGUCGCCUUUGUGUAUUCCGCCGAAGCUUUUCCACUGUCACACAGAGAAAUAGGAAACAGUUGGGCGGUGUCGGCGACGUUUGCGCUGUCCUCGGCUCUAUCGUUGACGUUCCCCCUGAUGUUGAACACCUUCACCGCAACAGGUGCAUUUGGAUUCUACGCUGGCAUGAACGUGUUUGUCUUCAUCUUGAUGUUCCUCUUCGUGCCCGACACGAGUGGCUACACGCUCGAAGAGCUCGACUACGUCUUUGCGGUGCCAACGAGACGCUUCAUCAGCUAUCAAAUCCAAAAGGUGCUUCCCUGGGCGUUGCGACGGUACCUUCUCUUCAGGCGCGGAGAGCAUUUAGAGCCGCUCUACCAGUUUCAACGCAGUGGCCGACAGGUCCCUCGGGAUGCUACAGUUGCAUGA
This is a messenger RNA of Fonsecaea pedrosoi CBS 271.37, 1857 nucleotides long. RefSeq lists its product as uncharacterized. The transcript has 11 exons. Bases 1 to 1857 code for a protein of 618 amino acids. The record is from RefSeq and is a predicted model, not a curated record. Gene Ontology annotation, molecular function: myo-inositol:proton symporter activity. Gene Ontology annotation, biological process: transmembrane transport. NCBI's taxonomy places the organism in Eukaryota, Fungi, Ascomycota, Eurotiomycetes, Chaetothyriales, Herpotrichiellaceae. Gene Ontology annotation, cellular component: membrane.